CCCUCUGUGCGGUGGGAGUGGGCAGCAGCGUUCAGUGCUGUUUCCAUGCAAGGAGGAGGAGGCAGCACCCUGUUUGAUGCCUGGCCACACGCCUGGACUUGCUGAGCCUCCGCCCCACACCUGGGCUCCACCCAGCUCCAUGGGGGGCUGCCCUGGUUCCCUGCGCUCCUGCAUGUCCUGGCACACUUGUCCCUGCCCACCCCUGUCCCAGCUCUCUGCUGGUGCUUCUCCUCACCCGUGACUGCUUGUGGUGGGUGUCUUGUCCCACCUGCCAUGCACUCCUGCUCCUCAGCCAGGUCCUCCCCGUCUCUCAAAUCCCCUGGGCUCAUCUCUGAAAUAGUUUUGGAGUUUCCCCCCAAGUGUUUCAUUCCCUAUUUGCAUCCCCCAGGCUCACUCUGAGCAGCCCGAGUUUGAAGUGAAGUUGGACAAGGGGGGCUCAGCCACCCAUGUGCCAUCAGUAAAUAGCCACAGCCGGGGGCUUUUUGUCCCAGAUUUAGUACCUGUGGCCUGGGGCUCUGUUGGGAGGGCAGGAGUUGUUUCUCCCCUCUCCUUGCCCAGAUCCCUGUUUUUUUGCAGCACUUUGGAAACACUUUGUUGUGGGUGAGGGCUGUGCCCGCUGCUCCAGGAGCUGGUCUGUGGCUGGGCAGAGCGGGUGGCCCCAUGGCCCCCAGGCCACCAGUCCUACCCCAAAACCAGCCUGGCCUUAGGCACGGCUUUUCCAGCAGCUUCCCAGCCAGGAGAGCUUCAAAAAGCCACCACCAUAGGAACAGGCACCGGGCUCAACCAAAUCCAGAGCUGCCACUGGUGCUGGGAGGGAGUGCUGCCAGCAGUGCCAGCCCCACUGGUGCAGGGGACAGUUUGGGGCCAGCUGAUGGUGUCUGCUUGGGACAGGGCCAGCAGCACAACGCCGGAGGGUUUGUUUCUCUGGUGGUGGAUGAACUGUGGCCACAAGAUGACACAGGGAUCAUGGGGAUUGCAGGAGCCACAGGGAGCCUCUCCCAGGCCAGGUGUUGGAGCCCCAGGUGACAGCGGGGUGCGGGCAGGUCCCCACUCCUGGAUGAUCAACCCUGGCGCUCCCUCCCCUGCGGGGACACUGGAAAGGCGUCGGGGCUUGUCCGGGGCGGUGGAGGCAAACUCCAGCCUGGAGUUCCCUGGCUGAGGGGCUGCUCCAGCCUGAGAGGGGAGGUUGUGGAGGCUGUGGGGGGGAGCACAGGAACCUCCUGACACCGCCGGGCUGAGAACGGGCCACAUGUGACAGCAGUGGCCACGUGGAGGGUCCUGGCACCUCCUGCCCUGCACUGGGCUUUGCCGGGGGGCUCCCUCCUGGCAUCCCCUGGUGAAUGUGGGGUGUGGUGGGGGGCCUGGGUUAGUGGUGGUAGGAGCUAAGUAGUGGCCCCCCAAACUGGUUUGGCUCGUUUCAAAUGCUCCUUCUCAGCUUAUCUGGCUUCAAAGGGCUCCUGCUCCAUCCCACGCACACAAACAUGCUCCCUGUGAACCAGGGGGAGCCCCCUGCAUCCCAAAAAAUGUAUGUGCCCCCCAAGCUCUGCCUCUCCUCCAUCUUCUCCUUCUGGCACCCCCAAACCCUCCCUGUUGCACCCAUGGGUGCCCUGAGCUGCGUGUUCAGGGGGAUGUGGUGGGAAGGACACAUUGGAUCAUGGCCAUGGUGCCGGUGGGGAUCCCUGGGGACUCUUUGCAGCAUCCUGAAGGUGGCCGAGACGUGGCUCUGCUGUGGGGGCUGGCCCCCCCCAGACCCCUAGCCGUGCUGAAGAUUUCAAGGAGUCCCGGUGAGCCCCGAGAUCCCAGCCUUGGCGGGGAGGUGAGCGGGUUCCAUGCAAAAUCCCGGUGAGGAGACUGGUUGGGCGAGGUGCGGGGCGGGCCCCCGCGCCCCACGCCCGCCGCAGACGCCGGCGCCCACCCGCACCCCGCAGCACCCAGGGGUGCACCUGCCUGCCCGAGGAUGCUGCAGGACAGCGGCCCUCCAGGGCCACCCAACCAGGUACGUGCCGGCCACUCGCUCCCGCGGCCACCGUUGCUGCUGUCCCCACCGCGGGUCCCUGGGGAGAACUGGUGUCAGUCGCCCUGCCACUCACCCUGUCCCCAUCCCCUGCGCAGGCUGGUGCCAGGGGACAGGGACUCCAACAUGUGGGUCUGGUGGCUGCCCAACACUGGCCAGCUGUGGCCAGAAGGCUUUUCCCUCCCUCCUUGUUCCUCCCUCCCUGUGUCCCUCGGUGUCCCCAGCGUGGCUCCUGGCACGUGCGCGCGGUGUCCGGGCUGCGUGGAGCCACUCCCUGCCCCGACACCGAUGUCCCCCGGCGGGCACAGCCAGCCCUGGGGACUCGGGAGUGGGGACAGGCGUUCUGUGCUGCUCGAGGGGGUGGGAGAGGACACGGUGCUCCCAGGAGCCGCGGGUCCCUGGGAAUGUGGCUCUGUCACCCGGCGAGGGGGUGACAGAGGUGCCUCCAGGCUCGGGAGUGGUCAGCGGCUGCUUUAGGGACCCCGGAUUUGGUUUAUUUAACUCUGUCAUUCCAGCUGUGGUCGGAUCCCCUCGGGAAUCCCUCAAUUUUGCUUCAGAUGUUUUCUUUGUGCUGAUCUGCUGUUUUUAAGCCCCCUGGGUGUAUCCCCCUCCUAUCUGACCCUUUCCCAAUUAACAAACUGCUUGAUGAGGCCAGCGCUGCCUAAUCCAGCUCUAAGCAUUCCUUGAAUCCCCCGGGACCCCCAAAUUUCCAUUCGUCAUCUGCAAGGCAGUGCUAUGCUGGGGAAAUGGGGGCUUGAGAGGGAGACAGAGCUGGGGGAAAGUGAAGCUGCCAGUGGGCUCAGGGUUGUCCCCGGAGCCCCUCUGUCCCCUGGGGGCUGGGGGGGCCUCCUGGGAUGGCCGCGAUCCCCCGGGAUCCUGGCACGGGGACGGCGGGCAAGUGGUGGCUUGCAAUCGGGAGCGAUCCACCCCCUCCGCCCGCUGCGGGGGGAACCCGUGAUUCAUCCGGGCUCGGAGGGUUGGGAGCGCCUGCCGAGCUCUGCCAAAACCCGGUGCGCCCGUGGGGUGGUGCCGCAGCGGGAGAAGAGGGGGGGCCUCGGGGGUUUUCCUGGGUGCUGCACCCCAAAAGGCUCAGGGGUGGCUCCUGGGCUAAAGGGGGCUCCCACAACCCCAGAACUUGGGAGGUGGGUUACCCACCAUGUCAGUCCUUGGCACAUCAGCACGGUGCCACCAAGGGGGAUUUGAGGGACUGUCACCUCAAAAGUGCUGGCUCGCAGCUCUUGCCACCACCCCGCCCCUGCCAUGGCUCCUGCUGACGGCGGCACAUUCCUGGGGACAGCCGCCCUUUUCACCCCCGACCGAAGCGCACACUCGGUGUCACUGCCGGGUGUUGUAAACCCGGCCCAGCCCGGAACGCUGCUGUGGGUGACGCCAAGCGCUGAGCUAGGCCUGGCCGCAGAGCCGGGCCACGCUCACCCCAAACCACCUGGCCGGUGACACGGAGUCACCGUGCCCCUGAGUAAGGGCUGAGCACAGCCACAACUUUGGUCAGGAAUGAGCCGGGUCUGCAGGCCCACGGCAACCUGGCCUGGCAGCAGGGGGAUUUUGGGGGAUUUCGGGAGCUGAUCCCGGGCACAGCGGGCUGGGGGGACGUGGUGUCCCCAGCACGGCUGUGAUGGGGCAGCUCGGCAGGUGGGGCGAGGCUAAUUAGUACCUGUGGUGGCAGCGGGGCCUGAGUCACCGCGUUCGUCACCGCGGGCCCGCGGCGCUCAGCCGCCCCUUUUUUAUUAUUGUUGUUUCUUCAUUCCCCGGCUGAUUUGAAAAGCAAAGCAGGGAGGGCCCAGCCAGGAAUUACUGCAGGGAGCCCCCACUCCAGGCCGGACCCCUGGGCCGGAUGGGGGUCCAGAGUGCUCCUGGACAGUGGCUGGAGAGAUCUGGGGGUCCUGUGGAGGUGGCCAGGGUUUUGUGGUCAGGGCUGGUCCAGGGGUCUCCCUGGUGGUCUGGGACACUCCUGGGAGCUCAUGUGGGGGUCUGGGGCUCACUGGAGUGACAAUCUGGGGGUCCAGAGCUGUACAGAGAGGUCAUAUGGGGGUCCAGAGCACUCUCCUUGGAAGUUUUCUGGGGGUCUUGAGCUCAUUGGAGGGACAUUGUAGGAAUCUGGGGCUCAGUGGCAGGGCCAUGUAAAUCUCUGGAGGUCAAUGGGAGGGUUCUCCAGGGGUCUGGGGCUCUCCUAGGAGACCAUGUGAGACUUCAGGGCUCACUGUGGAGGAACAAUGUGAGGUUCCAGGGCUCAAUGGCAGGGAUCCCUGGGAUCAAUGGGGGAGGCUUCUGGGGGCCCAGGGCUCUUCUGGGAGGCUACCUAGGGGUCUCGGGCUGAUUGAUGGGACAGUGUGGGGAUCUGGGGCUCACUGGUGUGGCUGCCCAGGAGUCAGGGGGUGAUUGUCUGAGGGGAUCCUGGCUUUUCCCAAGGUAGGACCCCCAGACCCCUGACCCACCCACCUCCCUCAUCCCCACGAGGUCGCCCCUGGGCACCUCCACCUGUGGCGGUGACGAUGGCGAUGGUGCCAAUGGUGACAGCGGCCCCGGUGAGGCCCCCUCCUUUUUUUCCUGGCGAGGCGUGGCGGCGGGGCGGGACGGACGGGCCGGGACGGAGCCUCCCUACGGCUGGGGAACGCCGGAACGCCGCCACUGCCGCCGCUCACCUGCGCAGGGCGGCCGGGCUGCCCCUCGCCGCCAUGCAGGAGACUAAUGCCUUCCUGCUGUCGGCCCUGCAGCCCGAGGCCGGUGUCUGCUCGCUGGCCUUGCCCUCGGACCGGCAGCUGGAUGAGCGUGGCCGGGAGGCGGCCGAGGCCCAGCGGCUGCGCAGCGCCCGUGUCCAGGAGCAGGUCCGCAUCCGCAUGAUGCUGCGGGGGCAAGCGCCCGCCCGCCCCGACGACCUCGCCGACGGCACCAGAGGUGGUCAGUACAGCUCCACCCUGCGCUCCUCCUUCAGCUCCCGCUCCCAGAGCAAUGGCGUGGACCCCAAAGCCUCACUGUACCAGCCACUGGUCAAGAAGGAUUUCGGCACGCUGCGGGGCAGCGGCUGGUCCUCCCGCUCGGCCGUGGACCUCACCCCGCACAAGCGCGUGGCCACCAUCAGCAACGGGGGCAUGGCCAAGAGCCGUGCCUACGUCGCCGGCUACGCGGCCUCACAGGUGGCCGCCGCCUCGCCACGGCCCAGCUCCUUCCAUGAGCGCAACUUCCGCGGCCGGCAGAACCUGGACACGCUGUCACUGCGCUCCCUGCGCCUGGCCGACGGGCCCCUCCCGCUCGCCGAUGACCGCUACAGCGUCCUAUCGGAGCAGCUGGACGGGCCGGGCCACCGGCAGCUCUAUAAGAGCCAGGCCGGCGGUGGCUUCGGCCGCUCCUUCGCCUACGAGCGGCAGCUGAGCUCUGGCACGGCCACCAAGGCCGCCUGCGACUGGCUGGAUGGCGCCGAGGGGCCGCCGAGCCGCACCAUCCGUGCGCCCGCCAUGCGCACGCUGCAGCGCUUCCAGAGCAACAACCGGUCGCGCCUCAGCACCGGCUCCUUCGGCACGGUGCCGGCAGGAGGCAGCGGCGCCUUCCUGGGGCUGGGGGAGCACAGCUCCCGCGCCCCCUCCGUGCGCAGCCUGGCCGAGUCCGGCCAUCACCUAGCAGAGCCGCGCGCCAUGGAGAUGUACAAUGGGCACAGCACGCUGCUUGGGCACCACGCCGGAGGGUUUGAUGACAUCGACCUGCCCUCGGCAGUGAAGUACCUGAUCGCCAGUGACCCCAACCUGCAGGUGCUGGGCGCUGCCUACCUGCAGCACAAGUGCUACAGCGACAGCAGCGCCAAGAAGCAGGCCCGCAGCCUGCAGGCCAUGCCCAAGCUGGUGAAGCUGUUCAACAGCCCGAACCAGGAGGUGCAGCGCCACGCCACCGGCGCCAUGCGCAACCUCAUCUACGACAAUGCCGAGAACAAGCUGGCGCUGGUGGAGGAGAACGGCAUCUACGAGCUCAUGCGCACCCUGCGGGAGCCCGACGAUGAGCUCCGCAAGAACGUCACAGGGAUCCUGUGGAAUCUGUCCUCCAGUGACAACCUGAAGGAUCGCCUGGCCCGGGACACGCUGGAACAGCUCACAGACCUGGUCCUGGUCCCUCUCUCUGGGCUGGGGGGCUCGGGUGUCAUCCAGCAGAACCCCUCAGAGGCAGAGAUCUUUUAUAACUCCACAGGCUUCCUCAGGAACCUGAGCUCUGCCAGCCAGCAGACCCGGCAGAAGAUGCGCGAGUGCCAUGGGCUGGUGGACUCCAUGAUCCACUACGUGAACAGUUCCCUGGAGGUGGGGAAGUCGGAGGACAAGAGCGUGGAGAACGCUGUCUGUGUCCUGCGCAACCUCUCCUACCGUCUGUACGACGAGAUGCCCCCAUCCUCGCUGCAGCGCCUUGAGGGCCACCGGAGGAACGCUGGCGGCACGGUGACGGGAGAGCUGGUGGGCUGCUUCAGCCCCCAGAGCAAGAAAGCCCGGGAGCACUACCUGAACGCAGACAUUGUCACCUUCACGGAGGUCUCCAAGGACCCCAAGGGCAUGGAGUGGCUCUGGAACCCGCAGAUCGUGGGCAUCUACAACCGGCUGCUGCAGCGCUGCGAGCUCAACAAGCACACGACAGAGGCAGCCUCGGGGGCCCUGCAGAACAUCACAGCCGGGGACCGCAGGUGGGCGGGUGUGCUGAGCCGGCUGGCGCUGGAGCAGGAGCGCAUCCUGAAUCCGGUGCUGGACCGCGUCCGCACCGCCGACCACCACCAGCUGCGCUCCCUCACCGGCCUCAUCCGCAACCUGUCCCGCCAUGCCCGCAACAAGGACGAGAUGUCCACCAAGGUGGUCAGCCACCUGAUUGAGAAGCUGCCAGGGAGCGUUGGGGACAAGGCUCCGCCUGCCGACGUCAUCGUGAACAUCAUCGCCGUGCUCAACAACCUGGUGGUGGAGAGCCCCAUGGCCGCCCGCGACAUCGUCUACUUCGACGGCCUCAGGAAGCUCUUCUUCAUCAAGAAGCGACGGGACAGCUCGGACAACGAGAAAUCCUCCCGAGCAGCCGCCAGCCUCCUGGGAAACAUGUGGCAGUACACCAAGCUCCACCGGGACUUCAAGAUGAAGGGGUACCGGAAGGAGGACUUCCUCAGCCUCUGAGGACACCCUGGGAGCUGGAAUGCCUCGCUGGGAUGCUCCGUGCUGCCGGCCGUGCCGUGGGGAGGCUGCUCGCCGCUGGACCCCUGCUCUGUAGCCAAAUCCCUGAUCCCAUGUGCCUCUACCCUUUGCCAGGUCCCCUUCCCUGGCUGGGGGACACUCGUCCUCCCUCCUGCCCAGCCUUAAAGCCAGAACUGCUUUUGGCUCUGCUGUGGGACCCCACUGGGGUGCUGCCCUGCGGCACCCCUUGGGUGCCUCCCCAUUCUCAGCAGCUGUCUGCGAAACUUGGCUUGUCCUGCAGCUUGACGGGGGCAGGAGCUGCAGGGAUUUGGGGAGGCUCCUGUAGAGCAGUUCUGGGGCAAGGGAGCUUCUGGGGGUGCUUCAUCCCAGCUCCCUGUGCCAGAGGGAUGUUCAUGCCCUGUGCCAGUGUGGGAUGUGCUGUGGGAUACACUUCUGUUCUGCCCUGGCUGGAUGGGGAUGGGGCUUUGCAUGGCUUGGGGGCUUGGAGGGCUCUGAGGUGGCUUCCCACAGUUUAUGGGGUGGCACAGCGCCUGCAGGGAGCUGGGAAGUGACGUUAUGACAGUGCUGUGUUCCCCCUUUGCUAAGUUGGGGUGUGGCUGAUGGGGCUGCCUGUGCCCUCACUGCAGGAAGCCUGGCAGGGCCUCAGGGCCCCAUCUGUCACCCUGUGGGGACUGUCCCAGUGUGGCAGAGCUGCUGCUGUCGCUCCUUACCAGCUGCUGCCAGGGCUGGGCCCUGCUGGUGCAGCAGGAGCCGGAUCCAGGCAGGGCCGUGUUUGCUGAGCAGCAUCACUCCAUGGGUGGGGAGGUGUCCCUGGUGCUGGGUGCAGACGGGUCCAAAGCUCUCUGUGCCACAGUGGUGGCCGGGAG
Messenger RNA from Catharus ustulatus (Swainson's thrush), 8042 nucleotides. RefSeq names its product plakophilin 3 (gene PKP3). Bases 4525 to 7158 code for a protein of 877 amino acids. NCBI's taxonomy places the organism in Eukaryota, Metazoa, Chordata, Aves, Passeriformes, Turdidae. Gene Ontology annotation, biological process: cell-cell adhesion; cell-cell junction assembly. Gene Ontology annotation, molecular function: cadherin binding. Gene Ontology annotation, cellular component: plasma membrane; adherens junction; nucleus. The record is from RefSeq and is a predicted model, not a curated record. The transcript has 13 exons.